CUUCGUACUUCUAAUUGAUCCGUAGUAAUCUCUACAACAAGUGCGACUGUACGACUCGCUGCUCUUGCAGGACUUCAGAUGCAGGCGAUACACCGACACUGACCUGCCAAUUCUUACCUGGGACCGACCUAGACAACUGUGCAGCAUCCGUCCGGCGGUGCAAGAGUUACCAGCGAGCCUCGCAUCAAGUCCAACAAGCGCAGCAAUGCACACCGGCGCCGCCGCGAUGAUGUUGACUUUGAGGAUCGGUGGGGUGACGAAGAAAUUGCGGAAGAUGAAGAGGAAGCUCAAUCCGACUUUGCAGAGUCAUCGUCCAAAAGGGUAAAACUUUCGGACGGAUCAGGAUCCCAUCAUGCGAGAGCACCCACCUCUCCACCACAAUCGGUCGAAGAGAAAGCCGAGAGGGAAAGAGAUCAAGAUCUAAAGGAACGUGACGAAUUUGCGAAACGACUGGCACAAAGAGACGAGCAACGCUCGAAGAAAAUUGUUGAAGAUAGGUCGGCACCCAAAGACAGUGUAGCGGCUCAGAGAAGGGCUCUCGCAGAUGAUGUGGCCGCAAGAACAGCUGCGAUGCCAGAUUUGCGCGUACGCUCUAGACAAGAUUACCUGAAAAAGCGAGAGGCCGAGCGCCUGGCCCUCCUCCGGAAGCAAGUUGCAGAAGAGCAGGCAGAGUUAAGGGACAACCCAGACUUGACAAAACGGGAGAAAGAAGAAUUUGCGCGAAACAAAGAGGUUUUGCGGCUGGCAGAAGAGAGACUGAAUAUCGAUGACCACCUGGAUGGCUAUGCUUUACCCGAAGAUUAUAUAACGGAGAAAGGCAAGAUUGAUCGACGCAAAAAGGAACAAGCUCUUUAUCAACGAUACGUCGACCGAGACGAAACUGGUAGGGAACGCUAUGUCACCGAGCACGAGGAGUGGGAGAACGAGCAGACGAAACGCGCCGAAGCACAGAUCAAGCGAGCAGAGUUUGUCGACGAAGGAGACUAUGGCUAUGUGUUUGACGAAAGCCAGCAAAUGAAAUUCAUUGCCUCAGAGACAUUGGGUGGAGAUCUGGGGAAGGGAAUGACAAGAGAGCAGAGGGAAAUGGCUCAAAGAUUGAGUGCGGCGGAAGCAAAAGCCAAGAGCAUCGAGGAGACGAGGAAGAGUCUACCUAUCUAUCAAUUCCGAGACGAAAUCAUCCAAGCUGUGAAGGAUCAUCAAGUCCUAAUCAUCGUUGGUGAAACUGGCAGUGGGAAAACGACUCAAAUUCCCCAGUACCUGCAUGAAGCCGGAUUCACGCAAGGCGGCAUGAAAAUUGGGUGUACCCAGCCGCGAAGAGUCGCGGCCAUGUCUGUUGCAGCACGUGUUGCAGAAGAAAUGGGCAAGCGAUUGGGUAAUGAAGUUGGUUAUGCCAUUCGAUUCGAAGACAACACGACUGAGAAGACGGUGCUCAAGUACAUGACGGAUGGUAUGCUUUUGCGCGAAUUGCUGACAGAUCCGGAGUUGUCUCAAUAUUCCGCCUUGAUGAUUGACGAGGCACACGAGCGGACUGUGAGCACGGAUAUCGCUUGUGGGCUGUUGAAAGAUAUCGCAAGAGCACGUCCUGACUUGAAACUACUCAUUUCCUCUGCCACGAUGGACGCCCGGAAAUUUCAAAAGUACUUUGACGAUGCACCGAUCUUCAACAUUCCUGGUCGACGGUACGCUGUUGAUGUUCACUACACAGCUCAACCAGAAGCCAAUUACCUCGCGGCUGCCAUCACCACUGUCUUCCAGAUACACAUAACGCAAGGUUCUGGCGAUAUAUUGGUGUUCUUGACUGGUCAAGAAGAAAUCGAGGCUAUGGAGGCAAGUCUACAAGAAACGGCUCGGAAAUUAGGGAGCAAGAUCAAAGAGAUGAUCAUCUGUCCGAUUUAUGCCAACCUACCCACCGACCUACAGGCAAAAAUCUUCGAACCCACACCCGCAGGGGCGAGGAAGGUGGUUCUAGCCACUAAUAUUGCCGAGACUUCGUUGACAAUUGACGGUAUUGUGUAUGUUAUUGACCCUGGUUUCGUCAAAGAGAACCAAUACAACCCUCGUACAGGUAUGGAAUCACUGGUUGUUGUUCCCUGCAGCCGUGCGUCAGCCGGUCAACGAGCUGGUCGAGCCGGCCGUGUUGGUCCUGGCAAGUGCUUCCGGUUGUAUACAGCCCAAGCCUACAAAAAUGAACUCGACGAGAACACAACUCCAGAAAUCCAAAGAACCAACUUGACUGGUGUUGUUCUCCUGCUGAAAAGUCUGGGCAUCAAUGAUUUACUGGACUUCGAUUUCAUGGAUCCUCCUUCAACAGACACCCUUGUGCGAGCAGUAGAGCAACUUUACGCACUAGGGGCGCUCAACAACGCGGGCGAGUUGACCAAGAUAGGUCGUCAAAUGGCGGAAUUUCCCACUGACCCUAUGCUUGCUCGGUCGAUCCUUGCCGCUGACAAGUAUGGAUGCGUGGAGGAGGUGCUGUCGAUAAUUGCCAUGCUUGGUGAAGCAUCCGCGCUCUUCUUCCGGCCGAAGGACAAAAAGAUCCACGCGGAUAGUGCCAGGGCGCGUUUCACGAACAAGGAUGGUGGUGACCAUUUGUCGUUGCUGAAUGUCUUCAACGAGUGGGCCGAUUCCGACUAUAGCUUCGUCUGGGCCAAGGAGAAUUUCUUACAGCAAAGAAGUUUGACGAGGGCGCGUGAUGUUCGGGAUCAAUUGGCCCGGCUGUGUGACCGAGUGGAGGUUGACGCAGGCAAAACCUGCGGAGGGCAGUCCAACAUUGAGCCUAUUCAGAAGGCUAUAACUGCUGGCUUCUUCCCUCAUUCUGCCAGACUUCAGCGAGAUGGGCAGAGCUAUCGAACCGUAAAGAAUGGGCAGGUAGUAUACAUUCACCCCUCGGGAGUUCUCAUUGAGAACCAACCGAAAUGGGUAAUUUACCAUGAACUGGUACUGACCAGCAAGGAAUAUAUGAGAAGCUGCAUGCCCUUGAAACCAGAGUGGUUAAUCGAGGUGGCGCCUCACUACUAUAAAAAGAAGGACCUGGAGAGUUUGGGAGUGGAGCGAAAGGUUCCCAGAGGCGAAGGAAAAUCGCAGAGCAAAAUGUGAGCAGUAUGAUGAGUGGAGGGUAUCAAAAAUUGUACCACUGCCAUGUAAUGACUUGUGAAC
Exophiala oligosperma is the source of this 3156-nucleotide messenger RNA. RefSeq lists its product as uncharacterized. Lineage: Eukaryota; Fungi; Ascomycota; Eurotiomycetes; Chaetothyriales; Herpotrichiellaceae. The transcript is spliced from 2 exons. Gene Ontology annotation, molecular function: ATP binding; RNA binding. Gene Ontology annotation, cellular component: intracellular anatomical structure; catalytic step 2 spliceosome. The record is from RefSeq and is a predicted model, not a curated record. Bases 571 to 3096 code for a protein of 841 amino acids.